AUGACAAACAGGCACAGCCCUUGUGGAGAAGGCACUGAAAGAUAUUUCAUUUUCUCGAUUACUUCAAAUUUAAACACAUACACAAACACACACAUUAUCUAUCUAUCUAUCUAUCUAUCUAUCUAUCUAUCUAUCUAUCUAUCUAUUUCAUUCUACAUAUCUAUCCCCCUAAUUAUUUCAAACUCUUUGAUAUGUGUCUAUGACAAUCAGUAUCUAUCUCUCUAUUCAGCCAUUUUGAUAUGUAUGUGUAUAUCUAUCCAGCCAUUUGAUAUCUAUCUAUCUAUCUAUCUAUCUAUCUAUCUAUCUAUCUAUCCCUACAUCUAUGCAGCUAUUUUGUAUAUAUUUCAACUAAUUUCAUAUUUCCCAAACAGCAUUUAUCUAUCUAUCUAUCUAUCUAUCUAUCUAUCUGCCUUUAAUUUUUUUAUAAUUUUACCUGGGCUUGAACCCCGACAUCUGGUACUAGCCAAGAACUACGUCUCUGGUCCAGCUACGUUGGAAGCUAAAUUUUCUUGUGUCUCUCCUUUUGUAGUACAUCUCAUAGACAUUCUUUGCAUUGCUUUCUUUUUCAUCGCAGCUAACGUCUCUAUUCUUUUACAAUGUUGA
Molecule: messenger RNA, 603 nt
Organism: Acanthosepion pharaonis
Lineage: Eukaryota; Metazoa; Mollusca; Cephalopoda; Sepiida; Sepiidae
Source: the annotation of a GenBank genome assembly